Molecule: messenger RNA, 704 nt
Organism: Podospora pseudocomata
Lineage: Eukaryota; Fungi; Ascomycota; Sordariomycetes; Sordariales; Podosporaceae
Exons: 7
Coding region: 1-507 (168 amino acids)
Biological process (GO): amino acid transmembrane transport
Cellular component (GO): membrane
Molecular function (GO): amino acid transmembrane transporter activity
Source: RefSeq, a predicted model, not a curated record
AUGGCAGGUGCCAUCAUGAUGGUCGCUUACAUGGGCCGUGAAGGCUCAGUUGGGGCAAGACUUGACGAGCUAGCCAACAACUGCACUGUAUCCUGUCUCGUUGUUUAUACCUCCAUAUGUGCAACCUAUCUGUACUUUUUCCGGACACUUGAAGAUGCCAAAAUAUACGCCAAUACGUCUGAGUCACAGGCAGCGAGCUAUGAUCUUGCUUGUGUCGUUCUUAUCCUCUUCAACGGGGUAGGCGCCUUUAUUGAGCCCUUCAACAUUCGCAAGUUCAUUGCUGCUUAUAUUAGUCUUCCGGUGUUCAUUUUACUCAUCUUGUGUUAUAAUAUCCGAAAACACGGGUUCCGGUUUAGGGAUUGGUGGACAGACAAGUCGGGCGACUUGAGCCAGACCGUGCAGGCUUCAAGCAAUACGCGGAAGGGAAGGCUCGAGUUCCCUGACAGUGGCAUCACAAGACACAACUGGGCAGUCUUUGUUCAUUGGGUCUGGGUAUGGCUGAAGUAAAGUGAAUAUAGCUAAACAGCAACGCUGGACCUCUUAACCUUGUGAAGAUGAAAGCACUGAAGUAUUAUGGCGAAGCUAUUGUGUAUAGUUAUAUUACGGGGGCUUGGGAGAAUCUGCCCCGUUGCUAGUUAGCUGCUUUUCGUAUCAAUCUCAUGCCCCGGCACACUCGUGCAGGAAAAUUCAAGGUGGUCAUCGAA